UCCUCUCGCUUGCUCUAUCCGAGUUCCCUUGCUCCAAUUCAAGUUUCACCGAGUAUUGCGGUGUUGACCGUCUGGUCUUGUCGGAUGCUUUUGCUCUACCCGUUCAAUUACGAGGCUGCCCCGCCGCCUAACUCCCAGCACUUAACCAACGCCAACAGCAUCAACUCAGCGGCCCUCCAGCGGGUUGAGCGCCACCUCAUCAGCAGCCUAAGUGUGCCCCUCGACGCCCUGGAAGUCCCGCCAGCAAGUACUGGUACUGGGCAUCGCUUAUUGAGUGCCUACAUCCACUAACGAUUCUCGUACCGCUACCUCAUGAGACCUUUUUUACAGUGAUCCACUUCCAUUUGCUCUAAAAGGCCCCGUUGAAAAGGGCUCCAGAGAGACGGGACCCUUGCCACGUUGACCAGGGGGUAUCUGGGGGCUUUUGAUGUCCUUCUGAUGCGCUUAGGUCUAAAAAAAAAAAGGAGCACCUGCUGCUUCCUCAAUACUCUACCACCACACACGUUUCGCCACGCACCAAAACAUCUACGACAACCACGACCUCGCUCGCGUACUUGCAUUCUUUUACAUCCACAUACAUCCACAAUCACCGCUUAUUUCGACUGUCACCGCAGUAGCUGUACUUGUCUUCCAAUACUUACUUACAACCUACGCGCCCUCUUUGAUCCUACAUCGUUUUGUUGCGGCCAUCGAGCCCACCAGCGCAGCGAGUUGUUCGACACGACCCUGCAGCUCUCACUCGCUUCCCCUGAUGACCAGCUUGGUACGAACGUUUUGACGAUUCCACGAUGCCCUCGCAUACCCAAUAUAAUAUAGACGAUUUCGACUGUACAUCGGCGACGACAUUAGUUGCUCAUUAUUAGCUCCAGCGAUUGGCGACGAAUCAGGAACCAUGGCCCUUUGGCCAUUCCGGCGCCGGAGUAGCCGCAAGCGCUCCCGCAGCGGCGCUGCUUUCUCAGAUGCAGAGGGCGCGCCGCUGCCUCACAACGAGGGACCCAAACUUGGUUUGAAGAAACGACGUACCGAACCGCCCAGACUUCAGCGAGCCGGUCGAACCUAUAGUUUCUCCCCGGGACGCCAGGAUGACAUUCGUACCGACCGAGACCGCGCUGGCUCGCCAGUUCGUGAACGAACAGGCCGAACAAGAACUACUGGCAACCUUGAAGAACGUCCCGAACUCUGGGAUCGCACACCCACGCUUCGUCCGACCCACCAACCAACAAGAAAGCAGAGAAGUAAGAGGAGGAAAGAAGAACGCAACAGAGAAGCCGAGAUUAAAGCAAUGAGUAGUUUUGCUCCAGUUCGGCCUGCUACGGAACAAUGGAAUUCAGGCCGGCCUAUGAAGAAAGAUUCCAAAAGAUCAAAAACCGGGGGAUUUGGAAGGCAUCGAGCUGGUCGCAACUCGGAUGUUUCACUUCCAGUACCCGGAUCAAUACACUCCAGUCUUUCGUCUGACUCGGAGUUUGGCUCGUAUAGAGUCUCUGCUCUUGCAGCUCUUGCACCUCGACCUACGCUUCGUUAUACCCCGAACGCCCGAUGGACGACUCCCCAUGUGCCUACACCUCAUCGGUCUGGAUCAUUAAGGAGGAAGCUUCUUGAGCAGGAGCCGAUUCCGGAAGAGACGAUGAGAUCGCAUAGGCGCAUCGAUUCCCUUGCUGACGACCUCGACGCCCGCGAUCUUAGGGAACUCAUGGAAAGAGAUAAUCGACGACGAGAACUGAAGAAGCAGAAAGAGAGACAAAGGAUGGAGCGACGGAUCACACAAAGGGCAGAGAAGCAACAAGCGGAGCAAAUGCAGGCCAGGAACACAGGCACUCCUCCGCCAGAGAAUCUUGAGAGAGGUGUCAUGGGCCGUGAACUUGUAGGGUUGGGGAUCGACCCUGCUUCCGCUGUUGUUACCGAAACAAAGCCCGAAGAUCCAGAGCCUAUGGAUAUUACUGAAGACGAAAGGGAAACCGAGUCUCCAAAGAAGGCCGAGGAGGUCUUUCAUCGCACAGACACAGCCGCCUCCGAGCAGCCAACGCCUAUGGAAGAAGCCAUUACAAAGGACACCACAUCGAUGCGUCAGCCCUCUGAAGACAUGGGAAGCGUUUCUCCCGGAACAAGAUUUUCUGAUCUUUUGAGAUCGGCUAAGUCGCGAUCCAGGUCGACGAUUCGAUCUGACCGAGAUAGGAUGGUUUCUCCGCCACCUGAGACCAUCAACGAGGAGGAUGUUCAUAUGCCCAGACAAAACUCUCAUGAUUCUGAUGGCGGCAAGAAUGGGUUUGCUUCUAUUAAAGCAUUCCUGAGAAUUGGAAGCAAACGGCAACGACGUGAAGGACCAUCGUCCUUUGCCAAUACCUCUCGGGAGGAGAUGCAGGCAGCCGCAGCUCAGUCAAGAGCACAGGCGCAAGCCUACGCCCUCGCUAAGCUCGAGGGCGAGGACUCGCCCAACUCUUCAAGCGGUAACUAUCUAUCCCGUAAACCAAGCAUUGGCGCCCCAAAGAGGACUCGUUCUCGCUUCCGGGAAGACUUACCUGAGUUACCUCUCUCACCGCCAGCUUCACGCGUUCAGUCGCCCGAAGCGGAACCCCCCAUGCCCAUCCUCACCGAACAAAAGAUCCGUGAAAUGGAGGAGUUGAGGUCCUUGGGCGUGCGCUAUGACACACCAACAUCGGGCCACCGAUCCGCCGAGGCCAUGCGCCGUACGCCGUCGACAGUAGAGCGCGCAUAUGUUUCACCAUCCCCGGAAGCUGGCAUGUCCAUGUCACUCGCCUCGAUUGACUCCGAAGGUUCCUGGCUUUCCGGUAAUGCCAGUGGCCGUCGAGCUGCCAUACGAGAUAGCAUUCGAAGGGCUAAUCAGCGUGAGCAAAACGACGCCCACACUGAUUCCCCAACGAACAGCACAGAAGAAAACUUGGAGAUCGUCGAGGAUGAAUAUUUAACGAAGCUCACUCCCCGAAGAAACUCGAAUCCUGAGUUCAUGGGUCGUCGUUCCGGUGAAGGACGUCCCAGCAGCGAUGAGGAAGAGUUUGCUAAUGAUGGAGAGAUGAAAUGGGGCGCUGUUGGUUCUCAGCCCCAAGUUGUGCACAGAUUCACCAUGAAGAGCCACGAGGGACUCUUGGAGCUUGAAUCUGAGGAUGAAGAGAGCCCGACAUCACCCGUAUCUCCAUCACAAGAGCUUGCCAACGUUCAGAGCGCUAGAAGCGUCAACCUGGGCAAAGGUCACGUUCGCAAUUUUAGCGCUGGAAGUGCUAAACUACUUGAUAUCACUCCUCGGCCAUCCGUUGAUGCCACAGGGAAUUCAGAGAGGCGACGAAGUCACGUCCAACCAGCCGUGUGAAAGCUAAACUAAUCUUGAUCGUUCAGAAGAAGAGUCUCGCAACUGAACGAAUGUCGACCAGAUGACACCUUUCACUCCUUUUAUUUCCUUACCGUCUCAACUAACCUAAGUCACUCAUUUCACAUUUCCUUAUCACUUCACUAUUCUUAUCAACAACGGAAAAUGUACCAAAAAAAGAGGAAAACAACAAAAUUAGCGAAGACUCUUCUUAUGACGACUCAACACUCUUAUAAUAGCUUAUCACAUGGACGGUACUGGGAACCGACUUGCUCCUGAUGUAUGACACGACCUUGAUGACUACGGCGCAUUCCAAGUUCACUGCUAGGAUUUCUUUUCUCGACUACAUAUACCGCACCUUUUGAUACCCCGCGUCGACCGCCAAUUACAGAGUACUGGGAGACUCGACGCGUUUGAUUUACCAACUAUUGGUGAGGGAGCUAGUCUCCUUGGCCGGUCCCUCUUCGUGCCCAUUGGGCGCUGUCAUUCCUUGGGAAGCCGGUGUGGUUUUCCUUAUCUUGUCUGUGAGAUGAGGGGAGCAUUUUGUUUUCUACUAGCCGGGGUUUAUGGGAGGCGGGGAAAAUGGUUUGAUUUGAGCAACUGGGAUUUACUUUUGCACUUGGGCAUCCAGACACAUAAACUGGAAGCCUGAGAUCGAGCUUGGCGCGAGAGUGGUUGAUUGCAUGAAACAAUAGAUCUUGCGAUGCGAUAGCGCAAUGAACAUCAAUGGGAAAAUGGGGGUGGACAAGAUCACAAGACGAUGGACAUAUGUCUGUCCACCUUAGAGGAGGAAGAUGUAAAUGUUUGUAAGCUGAUAGGUUAAUUGACCAGAUCGAACAAUAUCCUGAGAUUGAAAGCUGGUUCACCAUACGUCAAGUGAUAGUUAUAUUAAGAUUAGGUCUGAUCCACAGCCCUAGGCG
Fusarium odoratissimum NRRL 54006 is the source of this 4239-nucleotide messenger RNA. RefSeq lists its product as uncharacterized. The transcript has 2 exons. The record is from RefSeq and is a predicted model, not a curated record. NCBI's taxonomy places the organism in Eukaryota, Fungi, Ascomycota, Sordariomycetes, Hypocreales, Nectriaceae. Bases 893 to 3322 code for a protein of 809 amino acids.